AUGGCGUUGCCCCUCACCCUUCCGGGGUUUACGGAUCCAGCUGCGGGCGCCCGCCGGAUGUUGGCAGCGCAGGUGGAGCAGCUGAACCAGUGGCAGUGGGAUGGCUGCAACAGCUGGAGCGGGGCUGGAGGUCGGCACGAAGACCGGAACGGAGAAGCUGGAACAAUGGCGGAGACAGUCCAUUCCGUCCUCGACUGGGCUUUCAGCAUCGAGGGCUCCGACUUGGCUUCAGCUUGCCGCGCUGUGAGAGACAAGUUGCACAUCCUGGAUGUGGUGCAGGUCGUCCAGGACUUCAUAGCUAGCCUGCUGUACGUGACAGUGGCUGCGGAGCCCCAGCCCACGCCACAGGGCCAGCAUGCAAGCACCAAGCAUCAGCUUGCCGAGUUUCUGUAUCAGCUGUGUGGGCUGAGCGAGCCAUCUGAGCAAUCCAGUAGCAGCGCGAAUGUCCGGGCAGCAUUGGUAGAGCCGUGCAAAUCUUGUGUCUGUUGCCACAUCGCGAUUCAAGAAACUAUGGGCUUCCUGUGCUUCGUUCACCACUUCGUGACGACGUCCAGCACAGCCUCGAUGGGCCCAGAGCACCUUCCAAGGCAUAUUGAAGAGGGUGUUCUCCUGAUGCUUCACAUCGUGGUCAAGCUGUGCUCCAGUGUCCAUGACGACUGCUUCCUUGUAGCCCAACGCUUUGAUCAUCUACAAUGGUGGCCACGGUACGAACGGCUGAGACGGGACUGUCCCGUGACAUCAUGGCCGCUGACCACAUGGGCAUCCUUCCAGCAGGCCUGGCUGGACAUGGAACAAGCCGUCUUCAAGCUGCAGAAGAGGGUUGCCCUCUUCCAAAUGCAGACAGGGCAGCGGUCGGGGCGGCGGGGACCAAGACAUGCUCGGCCGUCUGCUGGCUUCGUCAGCUUUCCUCCGCCGCUUCCGAAGGUGGAACUGGCUGGCAGCUAG
Molecule: messenger RNA, 945 nt
Organism: Symbiodinium natans
Lineage: Eukaryota; Dinophyceae; Suessiales; Symbiodiniaceae
Source: the annotation of a GenBank genome assembly